CUGAACAUGCAUCUCCCCGACGAGUCCCUGGCGCGCCUGCUGCCCGACACCGAGGCCAAGCUGUCCAACAACCUUGGGAAGCGCAUCAUCCUGGGCAUCCGAGAGCUGAUCUUCAAGCUGACGGAGCGAGUGAGCGAGUGAGCGGGCGAGGGAGAGGGCGGGAGGGAGGGCAGGAGGGAGGGGGAAGAGAGGGAGCGAGUGGAGCGAGCGAGAAGGAGCGAGCGGGCGGGAAAGCUCACGAAGGUCGCCUCCCGAGGUGGGGCUGCGAGAGGAAGGGCGGCGGCCAAGAUGAAGAGCCCGGAGACGAUGGCACACCCACGACUCGCUUGCUGCCCCGCCUCCCGGCCCGCCCAGCGGUCCUCCUUCCCUGCGGCCCUCGGCGACGCCAUGCGAGCGUGACUACAACCAUGAGAACGUUUUGGGCCGCGUGGCUGGCGGUGGAGAGCGCCCUGCUGGUGGGCGCGCGCCCCGACCGAGCCCUGAGUCGCGUGGUCAACACCAAGUACGGCAGAGUCCAGGGCUUCAUCCAGCAGCACGCCAGCCACUCGCUGCCGCCCGUCGAGGUCUUCCUGGGCAUCCCGUACGCGUCACCACCCAGCGGGGAGGGCCGCUUCACGCCCACCAGCAGUCCGCUGCCGUGGGAAGACGUGCGAAAAUGCCUGGAGACGCCGCCCGUGUGCCCCCAGCCUCCCCUGGACCUCGACCCGAGCCUCGUGCCACCUCUAAGGGCCGCCCACCUGGCAGCCAUCAAGCCACUCCUCGAGAAUCAGAGUGAAGACUGCCUGUACCUCAACAUUUACAGUCCCCAUGACGGAGGCGGGAAGUACCCAGUGAUGGUGUACAUCCACGGGGAAGCAUUUACCUGGGGCUCCGGCAAUCUGUACGACGGUAGUGUACUUGCGUCGUAUGGACAAGUCACCGUCGUCACCAUGAACUACCGUCUUGGACCCUUGGGUUUCCUAAACACGAGUCCCAGCGGCAGCGGGCGGCGGGGCGUGGCGGGCAACCAGGGGCUCCUCGACCAGCUGGCCGCCAUCUCGUGGGUGAGCGAGAACAUCGUGCAUUUCGGAGGCGACCCUGAGCGCGUGACCCUAUUCGGACACUCGGCAGGGGCAGCGUGCAUCAACUACCUGGUCGUGUCGCCGGUGGUCGUGCCAGGCCUGUUCCACCGGGUACUCCUGAUGUCCGGCUCUGCGCUGAGCCCCUGGGCGGAGGUACAGGACGCCCUCUCCGUCACAGCUCGCCUGGCCAAGCUCCUGAACUGCUCCCUGCCGACCAACCUGAGCGACCGGCACCCCGAGACUAUCGCCUGCCUCAGGAACGUGUCGGCGCAGGAGCUGGUCAUGGCGGAGGUGCCGCGGUACAAGUUCAACUCGGCGUUCGGGCCCAGCGUGGACGGCGUGGUGGUGCCCGAGGACUUCAAGACCAGACUCAACAGGGUGCUGAAAGGUCGACAACUCAGUGUAAUGUUCGGGGUCACGGAAGCGGACGGGUACAAUGACCUCUCGAGGAAGCAGGCGGAGGAAGGCCUGGAUGUGCAGGAGAGGAACCGGAUGCUGAGGACCUACGCGGAAAAUUCCCAUACCACCGGAGGAAAUUUAUUUGGCCCAUCCCCAAGGAAUAAAAGACGGAGAACCGGCGCAGCACCGGUACGAGACCUAACUGCAGAAGCCCUUAGUGACGGGGGUUUCCUGGCGCCCUUAGCUCGCUUCGGGGAGACCAUUAGCGGAAGAGCCGACGCCUAUAUGUAUGUCUUUGCGCACCACGACAAGGACAUGCUGAGAAUGGGCAGCGUGUUCGGUUCGGAGGUUCCACUCGUGUUUGGUUCGCCUUUCAUGGAUGAACCUGGUCCUUGGAGAGGGAAUUAUACGAGACAGGACGCCCUUGUGUCGGAAAUCAUCAUGAGGUAUUGGACUAACUUCGCCAAGACCGGGGAUCCCAACUUGCCCGAAGACGUUAAACUUUACUUAAGCCUCAAGGACCGCGGGAGGCAGAGAAACAUGACUUGGGAAACAUACGACUCCGUGUAUGAAAAAUACCUCGAGAUAAGCUUCCGACCUCGCCAGAAGGACCAUUACCGAGCCCACAAGGUCGCCCUCUGGAACUGGCUCAUUCCUGAACUGGAGGAGGCCGGCGCGCAGUACCCUGAGACGGACUCCGAAGCAUGGCACGCCUCCGAGGACCCCAAGCACUUCAUAGGUCCCGUCAGGCCGCUCGACCCCUUCAGGUUCCUGCACACGACGAAGACGCCGGCGACGACUGCGGCGACGGCGCUGCCGACGCCCAGCGACGAGUACCUCCCUCCGAACGUGAGCGCCGCGCAGGGCAGCCCCGUCAACGGCUCCUCCGAGGUCGUUCCCGCCGGCCAGUUCCUGGACUACACCACGGCCCUGACGCUGACGGUGGCCAUCGGGCUGUCGCUGCUGGUGCUCAACGCCAUCCUGUUCGCCGCCCUCAUCUAUCGCCGCGACCGCAACAACCUCGGGCCCAAGAUGAAGUACGACAGCGCGUCCGCCCAGCCGCUGUGCACGGUGGACAGCGGCGUGCGCUCCGUGUCCACGCACGAGGCGCUGGCGUCGCCCUCCAAGGAUGGCAAGUCGGCCUGCAGCGUCGACCUGCAGUGCACCGAGCUGCACACGUUCCCGACGCCGCCCGACAUCGGCGACAGGAACACCGAGGUCACGUUCCACACGAGCAACUCCAUGCACUCGCUGCUCUCGCAACCCACGAGCCAGUUCAUCCCGCCGCCGCCCCUGCUCGCCACCACGCCGCCCACGCCGCCUGUGUCCACCCACGCCGACGUGUUGGAGACCGGCGCGUGUGCGGGCGCCCGCUGCUACAGCGACGUGUCCAACGGCCAGUACCCCGACAUGGUGAAUGGUCAGUACCCGGCCGAUGUGACGCAGUAUCCCGGCGAGAGGACGUACCCAGAACAGUACAGGGUACAGAGCCAGUGCGCAAGCGACCCCCCCUUGCCCGGAUACCCCCCAACGUCAACCUCCUCGUGCCCCUACCCUCCCAACCACCCGCAGUACUGCGGUCAGUACCCCGCCAGCGUGAGCCAGUAUUCGUCCUCUACCGACCAGUAUUCCAUUUCCGGAAGCCAGUUCUCAAGUCCGGGUGCGUCCUGCCCGGCGUCCUCGUGCCAGUUCUCGGCGCCCGGAGGUCCAUGUCCCCCUCCGCAGCAGGCGUCUUACUCGGAGGAGCCCCAGGAGGUGAUUCUUCCGAGGACCAAUCGCAGCGCCACGCUCCAGAGAGCUUCCUCCUCCUCCUCCUCCACCUCCUCCAGGAAACCCCAGCCCCCCCCUCGCAACUCGACGCUCCCCUCCUACGCAACGCUCCCGAGACAGAGCUCCAAGGACUCGCUCUCUCAUAUCAACGCCUGAAGGCCAAGUAUCUCCGGGGAGGGAGCUGCAGACGGCGAGAGAGGCCUCGAGGUGAGCGGAGGUCUCUCUGCGAAGGCGAAGGGUUAGGCGUUUGAGAUGUUCCGUGUGUGGUUUAUGUGAUAAUCAAAGAUCUUUUUGGUGAUGCGGAAGGAAAGACACCGUUUACUCUAUUGUUAAAUGAAAAGAUGUAGGCGAAAGACGAGUAUACAUGUUCCAAAAUGACUUUUCGUCAGCUGCUAUAAGAUCACUUCAAAAUAAAGUGUUGAGAGAGAGAGAGAUCGCCGAUUACUUUUUUCUUAACUGUGUUGUUAUAUCACCUGAUUCUUAUAUUAUUGUACGGACAAAACGAAUUCAUACGGUGUUUAUAGACGCAUUUAUGUUUAUAUCGGAUUUUUUUUUUUUUUUUUUUUUUUUUGCUUUUGAAACUGGAAACGCUUGGCAAUACUAUAGAAAAAAAAGUUAGUAAAAUCUAAUUCGGUAAUUCUUUUAAAAUCUGAUUUGGUGUUAGAGAUGUGUAACUUCGAAAAGCAGUCGCGUAAGAAUGAUUUUCCUAAAUUUUUUCGCAACUUGAUGUAUCUCGCCGUAUUUUCAAGCCUAAAUGCCGUUUAGAAACCUACAAUUUAUGUCUCACCUGAAAAAGAGAAAAAAAGUUGUGUGGGAUUUUCAAAACAGAUCAUAAGGAACGAGAGGCUGAGAUUACGAACAAUUCGUAAUUGAUAAACUACGUAAACCUCAGGUUUUCAACUUGAAGUGCAUGACCUCUUCAAGCAUAUCUUGACACUUUUUCGCCCCUCUAAGUUGUGAUUUGGUCCCACAAAUGUGAACCUUUUUUCUAUUUUAAUUUUUGCCUUCCUCAAAUUACACGACAAUUUCUUAAAUGCUUUACUGAUUUCUAUUGAUGUUUGGCUACUGGUUCUGACUCAUAUGGAAUGUGGAAACCAGUAAAAAUACAUUGUGCUUUGUAUGAUUAUUGUAUUUUUUACGUCAUAUAUGUCAUGUGUAGCCAUGUACAUGAAUCAGAACAAUGAACAAUUUGAGGAAACAAUUUCAAACAAUUUAGUAAAUGGAAAUUACUAAAUAAACCACUAUUUACAGCAAGAAUUUCUACCUGUGAUUGAAAAAAGGAUUCCUGUUGCAGAAAACCGAACAACCGAACUUUUAAUCUUAGUGUAAGGAAAAAAAAAUCUUGCUGUAUGUUAGCUGGACACAUCCUGUGCACAUGUGUUUUUUGUGACGACAGGAAAAUGGAAUUGGGAAUAAGUGACAGUAAUACAUGACAACAGUGCAAUAACAAGUAACUCAACUGAUUGAUGAGUGCUGCAUUGUGCAAGGAAAAAAUAACUUUGUUUUCUUCUGACUUAGUGGACAAUUAAAAUCCCGAAUAGAUUUCAAAUUUUUUCGAGGAUUUACAUUCACAUUCAGUUAUAUGGCUGAAAUUUUUGGAUGUGCGUCACUAACCGGCUUUGUUAUAUUAAAAACAAAUCAAAACUCUUUCUGUGUAGGUAUUUAAUAUAGUUAUAAGUUUCAUUGUUGGUGUUUCUAUAUUUUUGUUUAAGAAAUAAAUGAGAGGGAAGAACCAGAGAGUUGUUACAUAGCUGAAGGAAGCGAGAAAUUAAUAAGUAAACUAACGGAUAUCAGUGAAAGAUAUGAAAAAAAAUAUCCAUUAAUUUGCGUUCAGUUGAUACAUAUCGUUCAGCAAAAUUGAUGCUAAAGUCAACUGAGAUAAUGUUGAAGGAAAAAUCCACCUGAGAAGGUUGAUAGAAUGUAAAAAUGUCAAAUUAGUUGUUAUGCGUAAAAUAUAGGUCAUAUAGGAGAAACAGUUUCAUAGAUUUGCUACAAAAAUGUUGAUUUAUAAUGGAACUCGUAGAAGUUUUGAAGUUUAGUGGAGAAAAUAAAUAAUAAAAUAAACGUUAAAUAUUAGAACAAUGGCAUGAAGUGGUCCAUUCACUUUUGUGGUUUUAAUUCCGCUUCAUAUCAUAAGAAAAUAUAUUAUUAGAUUUUUUUUGUCAUCAUUAUUUCUAUGUAUUUUCUUUUAUGCACGACGUUUAGGGAUGAUGAAGAAAAAUUAUAUGAUAAUGUAAUUUAUACAAUGUGGCUUCAGCGGUUCUAAAUUCUUAUGACAAUAAAAAACAUGUAUUUUUUAUUAUUUUUUAUCAUACUUUCUAUUAUAAUCAUCAUCCUUUAAGUACGUGGAAUAAUUGCAAAUAAUAUACCUUUCGCCCUAUAACCCCCAUUGAAAAAAAGGGAAAAUACAAAAAGAUAUAGAGAGAUCAGUUCUAAAACCAAUGAUUUCCUGUAGUUCUCGUAGCACUGUUUAAGCCGAAGGUAGCCCCGCCAACCCAUUGUAUGUUUAAGCCCGCGUCACAGUAGAGCUUUUGAAGUUACAUUACACUUUGUAUUCUAUUUUGUCCACGUUAACUUCGCGUGUUGUCAACAAGGUUGUAUCAUGCUCAAUCCAAAUAACUGUGAGAUCAUGACAGUGGUGUCAGGAAUAUAUUUUAUCUCGGAGAUUUGAAUGACUUUCAAAGUGGUGUGUGGAAUAUGAUGUACCAUCUUUUAUGUAAUAAAGUUUACACAAAAAAUGAAUGGGUUUGAUGAUA
Molecule: messenger RNA, 5986 nt
Organism: Penaeus monodon (black tiger shrimp)
Lineage: Eukaryota; Metazoa; Arthropoda; Malacostraca; Decapoda; Penaeidae
Product: neuroligin 4-like
Exons: 10
Coding region: 408-3386 (992 amino acids)
Biological process (GO): presynaptic membrane assembly; neuron cell-cell adhesion; chemical synaptic transmission
Cellular component (GO): cell surface; postsynaptic membrane; synapse
Molecular function (GO): neurexin family protein binding; signaling receptor activity
Source: RefSeq, a predicted model, not a curated record